UUUGUUUGCUUAUUCAACCAAGAGACUGUCAAUCAUUUACAAUUAGAUUACUAUUGUCAUCAUUAGCAUCACUAUCAUCAUAAUUUGGAAAUUAAAUUUUAAACUUGUUCUUGGCCUUUAUUCACGCCUAAAACAAAUCAAAUGAUAAAUAAGCAAACAAACUUGUCUUCUUUCUAUCUUUAAUUUAGAACUAUCUUUUACAUGAUCAGAGUAGUUAGUUGUAUCGUUAAUUAGUGAUCAAGAGAAGCAAGAUUGACUUAUUUAGAUAAUUAUUGGCCAUUUUUGUACCAUUUUCUCUUUUUAUUCUUAAGGUUGGAUUUACUUUUCAAUUGAUCACCUGAAGAUGCUUCAAUUUUGAUUGUUUUUUAAAUAAUCUGGACUUGCAAUGAUAUUACUUACAUAUGAAUAGUGAUAAACAUCGGAUUUUGUUUUUUGGUUUUAAAUCUGAAUUUUACUUUUAGCAUUUCUGUGAUUAUUGAAAAUCAAAACAAAUAUAACACAAAAAUCUCGACCAGUUUAACUUAUUUUUUACAUGAUUGCACUUACAGUUGUUGGUUGGGAAAGAUUGGACUAUGAUUUUGAAACAAACAAUAACUGCCAUUAGUUUAAUUAACUCUUUGAGCUUGAAUAAAUUGGUAAACUUACAAAAUUUACAAUUUUAAUUAUCGACAACUCUGACAGAAAGAUAAUUGAACCAAAAAAGCCCGUAAUCUUCAGGGAUAUAAACAUAGAUACAAAUACAAAUUUGGUUAUAGUAAACAAACAAUUUACCGGCACUUAUCAAAUUAUAAUGAAUACAUCAACACAUAAAAUAUUGUAUAAAUCAUCUUCAUCUUUACACCCAUCAUAAUCAUGAACCUAUCGUUUUUGCAAUUGAUUAAACCAAAUCCAGAUUGAUGAAGAAACACAGGAAGAAGACGAUUUCAAAUUGACUCAAGCACAUCAAACUGAAAUUGUGAAUACUUAUGUUAAAAAUUGAUAAUUAUUAUUAAAAAUACAUCAUAUAAUGUAUAUCAGUAUCAUAACGAUUAACUAAUUGUUGAAACACUUUGUAACCUAAAAUCUUUGAUCACAACUAAACCUAAUUCACACUCAUUCAAGACUUUGCCUUUUCUUUCCUCCAAGAAAGCUAGACUAACAAUUAAACACAUUAACAAUCAUUGUCAAUUCAACUCAAUUUGAUUAUCACCCAAACGUGCUUUAAAGGACUGGUCAGAGUUAACCCAUUUAAAUUCAAGACUAUCCUAAGAACCCGAAAUUGGGUGAACAUUCUGUUUCGGAUUUCAGUUUUCAGUUGAUAAUCAUUAUUUACAAUGAAAGGCUGGUUCAGUUUAUUUUACAAAUUAACCACGGUUCAAUCAGAUGGGUUAGGAAGGAGAAGUAAGUCAACUUAUUAUCAAUUGAAUAGGCCAGAUAAAUUGAUUAUUUUCGCUUUCCUAUUGAUACUUGUCAAUUAAUUUCCUGUUUCAAAUGAUUAUCAUCUUUCUCAUUUCACUCAUCAUCUUUACAUCUGUAUUUCUGCUUCAACAUGGUCUUCUAGUUACUUAUCAUCCUCUUGAAAAAGGUACAUCCACUAACAUUGUAAGAUAAAGAUAUUUUGUUGAAACAGCUUAUGCAUUACUUUCACCACUGGCUUGAUUGAUUGUCUUCUGCUGUCAGUUUGGUCAUUGAUUUGAUUAACUUGUGUCUUUCAGUUUAAAUAAUUUGACUUUGAUCAUCGUCGGUUGAGGCAAAAAGAGAUCGAGACAAAAAUACUUUUAAUCAAAAUUUAAUUUGGCUUGUCCAAGUAAACAGGAAAAUUUAAUGUGUUUAUUAUGUUGUUUGCUGUGCAACAACCUUGGUUCCUUUUUUUGAUAACUUUCACUUUCUGUCAACCUCACCCAUCAUCAUCAUCUAAUCACUCAACUUACUAUCAUAAUCAACAUCAACACCAAGUUGAUCAUCGAGUUCAUGUUCACCAUGCAAGCCUCUCAUUAUCAUCAUCUUCUGCUUUCCCUUCACCGCCCAAUAUUAUUGUCAUGCUUAUGGAUGACAUGGGUUUUGGUGAUUUAGGAAUCAAUGGUGAUCCAAAUUAUGAUACUCCUAAUCUAGAUGCUUUAGCAUCACAAGGAAUGUUAUUGACCAACUUUUAUUCCUCAUCGCCAUUGUGUUCCCCUUCACGAGCCUCACUUCUCACAGGUCGUUUACCCAUCCGAAACGGCUUUUACACUGACAAUGUUGAUGGACGUAACUCUUAUACACCUCAGGAAAUUGUUGGUGGUAUCAGUGAUUAUGAGCUCACUCUUCCUGAGCUAUUGUCAUUUGGAUCACAUUAUCAUUCAGCUCUUAUUGGUAAAUGGCAUCUUGGUCAUAGACCACAAUAUCUGCCUUUAAAACACGGUUUUGAUAUGUUCUGGGGCUCAACCAAUUGUCACUUCGGUCCCUAUGAUAAUAAAGCUCGUCCCAAUAUUCCCAUCUUUGAAAACAAUAACAUGGUUGGACGUCUUUUUGAAGACUUUGCCAUCAAUAAAGCAACUUUUACAUCCAAUUUGACUCAAAUUUAUACUCGAAAGGCAUUAGAAUAUAUUCAAUCGAAUAUUGAUUCCAAUAAUAGACCAUUUUUCCUCCUCUGGUCACCCGAUGCUACACACGCUCCUUCCUAUCGUUCCGAGAAGUUUAUCAAUUCAUCUCGUCGAGGAUCACCUUAUGGUGAUGCCUUGGUUGAACUGGAUUCCGCAGUUGGUCAGAUAGUUCAAUUAAUUCAAUCUAAUCCAAGAACAGCUAAUAACACGUUGAUCUUUUUCACCUCUGAUAAUGGAGCCGCUUUGGUUUCCAAAAAUGAUGCUGGCUCUUCUGGACCUUUCCUUUGCGGCAAACAGACUACUUUUGAAGGUGGCUUUCGGGUUCCAGGUAUUGCUUGGUGGCCUGGAAAGAUUAAGUCUGGCAGCAAGUUUCACAAGGCAGCUUCAUUUGUUGAUUUAUUUCCAACAUUACUUGAUUUAGCCGAAGUUCCGCUACCAACGGAUAGAGACUUUGAUGGCUCUAGCUUAGCACCGUUCUGGCUUUCCCAAACUGAUUCACAGCUUAAUUCUGCUCCGGAUAGGCCAAUUUACUUUUAUCGAGGCAAUAGGCUCAUGGCAAUACGAUAUGGUUUGUAUAAAGCGCAUUUCUGGACUUGGACCAACUCAUGGGCCCAAUUUAAAACUGGAAUUGACUUUUGUCCUGGUUCGUUUGUCCAAGGUAUCACAACUCAUACACCUUCAAAUUAUACAUCAUCUCCACGGUUAUUCCAUUUGGGUCGUGAUCCAAGUGAACACUAUGUUAUACCAGUUAAUUCAGCAGAGUAUAAGACGAUUAUUCCAACCUUUUUCCAACUUUACCAAAAUCAUUCAGAUACAUUAAUUCCAGGUGAACCAGUCCUCAAUUGGUGUGACAAUUCAGUUAUGCACUGGUCACCUCAAGGCUGCGAAGAGUAUAACAAAUGUCUUCCAGUUCCACCUUCAAAUCCUUAUAAAUGUGAAUGGCCACAUUAACGAGAAAAAUUCACGAGAGUAAAAUGCACGGAAAGCUCAGUAUUGAAAAUUGUAAAUAAAAAACAAAAUCAAACACGUUUUAUAAUGAAAAACAAAUGAUUUGGUUAAAAACUUAGAUUGCUCAAUGGAAGAUUUGGCUAUGUGAGUAAGAGUUGACACUGACAGCAAGUCUCAAGUCUUUUCUUUCAAUCAACAGAUGUGAAUAUUAAAAUAUCCUUGUUUAAAAAUUU
Messenger RNA from Tetranychus urticae (two-spotted spider mite), 3742 nucleotides. Its product is annotated as N-acetylgalactosamine-6-sulfatase-like. The record is from RefSeq and is a predicted model, not a curated record. Gene Ontology annotation, molecular function: arylsulfatase activity. Lineage: Eukaryota; Metazoa; Arthropoda; Arachnida; Trombidiformes; Tetranychidae.